AUGAAUCCCAGCGAACAGUUGACUCCUUCCCUUUCCCAAGAAGAGAAGAUGGGGUUGUUGGACGAGAAAACCAAUUCGGACUCUGAAAGCGAAGGAAGUGGUGUUGAUACCGAUUCUCGAUUCGGAGUGAAAGCCCAUUUCCCCAACUAUUCGAAAUAUGCGUCAGCUUUCACAACACCAUUAACACAGCUACGCUCGGCUCCAUGGAGAGUAUUGGUGAUUCGAUUCGCCAUCUUUCUGACACCAAGCUUCUUCCAGGGAAGACAUGCCCGCGAGCAGAUAUGUCCUCCAAAAUUGGCACCUACGGCAUACCUCGACGGUAUGAGAGGAUUGGCUGCUCUGUUUGUCUUCUUUUGCCAUUACUCGUAUCAAGCCUUUACAAUUGCCAAGAGUUGGGGCACUGGAGAAGACAACUACCAUUUCUUGAAGCUCCCUUUUCUCCGACUUUGGUAUCAAGGACCCCCGGCAGUAUGCGUGUUCUUCGUGAUCUCAGGAUACGCAUUGUCCUAUCGCCCGUUGAAGCUGAUUCGAAAUGGCGCUAUGUCUGAUUUUGCCACCACCAUGAGCUCCCUUACUUUUCGUCGGGCAAUUCGGCUGUACUUACCAACCGCUACUUCUACACUGAUGAUUAUAUGUCUGCUACAAGUCGGGGCGUACGAGUGGACGAGAGCGUUCGCCAAGGACCGAAAGUAUAUGAAAAACAUUGUCGAGCCACAUCCUGAACGGAUGGAGUCAUCAUAUGCUCAGUUUAGAGAUUGGAUUCUCCAUAUGUACAGAUUUGUCCAUGUUUUUAAUUGGGACAAGUACGGCGGAAGCACUUCAUAUGAUGUACAUUUGUGGACGAUUCCGCUCGAAUUCCGAUGCUCACUCUACCUGUUCCUAACCAUUAUUGGCACCGCCCGUCUGAGGACUACCAUUCGAUUUUUGACUGUUGGAGGAAUUAUGUGGUUUACCUACCGUCAUUCUAGAUGGGAGCUAUGCUUGUUCUUCUGUGGGAUGCUCCUUGCAGAAAUGGAUCACAUUCGUGGAGCGCACAUUCCUUCUCCAGCCUUGCCACAAAGAGAAAAUCAACCUAUAAAGGGCCGUAGCUGGGUCAAGAGUCUCUUCUGGACAUUGAUCAGCAUUCUUGGCUUAUAUCUCAUGUCACAGCCAGACGACGGUGGCGAGGUUGCACCAGGAUGGAUAUAUUUGACAUCAUUAAUUCCUAAAUGGUGGGGAGAAGAAAAGUUUCGAUAUUGGCAAUCCACUGGCGCAGUUGUCUUUGUUCUAGCAGUUGGUCACUCCCGGUCGUGGCAACGCUUUUUCAAUUCUCCCGUUGUGCAAUACUUUGGGAAGAUUUCAUAUGCUUUGUAUUUGAUGCAUGGCCCUGCGAUGCAUGUAGUUGGCUAUCAUUGGGAAAAGAUGGCUUAUGGAUUUACAGGCGUCGAGGGAUAUUGGUACAAUGCUGGGUUCUUUCUGGGUGCAGCAUUCGUCAUCCCCACGGUCAUUUGGUGGGCGGAUGUUUUCUGGAGAGCUGUGGACAUUCCCACUGUCAAGUUUGCGAAAUGGUUCGAGAGCAAGUGCAUUUCAAAAUCUUGA
Pochonia chlamydosporia 170 is the source of this 1578-nucleotide messenger RNA. RefSeq names its product acyltransferase. The record is from RefSeq and is a predicted model, not a curated record. Gene Ontology annotation, biological process: polysaccharide biosynthetic process. Gene Ontology annotation, cellular component: membrane. Bases 1 to 1578 code for a protein of 525 amino acids. NCBI's taxonomy places the organism in Eukaryota, Fungi, Ascomycota, Sordariomycetes, Hypocreales, Clavicipitaceae. The transcript is spliced from 2 exons. Gene Ontology annotation, molecular function: acyltransferase activity, transferring groups other than amino-acyl groups.